GCUCAGGGAUCUGCCCUGGGAUGCUGAACAUGUAUUUUGGCUCUGCCUAAAAAUAAGAACCAUCUGAAUGACAGCCGUUUGAGAAAUGGAGGAGGGUUACAGGGUAUAUAUCCUGCCGAUUUUAAAUUUAUAAUUGGAUUUUUAAAUAAAUAUUGUACGACUAAACUCAAGCAGGGGACGCGGGUGGCGCUGUGGGUUAAACCACAGAGCCUAGGACUUGCCGAUCGUCAGGUCGGCGGUUCAAAUCCCCGCGGCGGGGUACGCUCCCGUUGCUCAGUCCCAGCGCCUGCCAACCUAGCAGUUCGAAAGCACCCCCGGGUGCAAGUAGAUAAAUAGGGACCGCUUACCAGUGGGAAGGUAAACGGCGUUCCGUGUGCUGCGCUGGCUCGCCAGAUGCAGCUUGUCACACUGGCCACGUGACCCGGAAGUGUCUGCGGACAGCGCUGGCUCCCGGCCUAUAGAGUGAGAUGAGCACACAACCCUAGAGUCUGUCAAGACUGGCCCGUACGGGCAGGGGUACCUUUACCUUUACCUUUUUAAACUCAAGCAGAACGAAAACAGAAAACUAAAUUCUGCUCCCCUGGUUAACCAAAAACAAAACAAAACCAGACAUCACUGCUUUACUAUAUCUGUGUACAAAAGCAUACAGACAAUGCAAGUAAGUUGUCUGGAGGUGAAAAGUAGGAGCACAGUCGACUUAAGACUAUGUACAGCUAAUACACACACACACAAACACACACACACACACACACACACAUUAUUGGACCAUUUCUGUUUUUCUCCCUUUUGCGUGCAUAGAGAUCUCAUCCCUGGCCAUUAGCCAUGCUGGCUGGAGCUGAUGAGAGCUAUAGCCCACAAUAUCUGGAAGAGACCAUGUUGGCUACCCCUGGAGCAGGCAAAAUUAUAGUAGAUGAACCAGCGAUCUGAUCUGAGAUGAGAACUGCACACAGAUUCUGGUUAUGAAGGAAGGAAUUUAUCCAGCCUGAGGUGGCUCUGGGGUUUCCCUCUUGUAUUGACUUCUUGAAGUUCUGUUGGAAUCUCCCGUGGCUCGGCCUCUGCGUUGGAGAACUUCUCAGGUGCACAGCUGCCGGGGAAUCCUUCGUAAGGUCACGUCCUGCCAGCAGAAUCAACUUACCUCUAGGUAAUUUUUUAGUGGCUCAUGCCCGACUGAAAGCCGAUCCCAUUGUGGCUGAUAACCUCCUGUCUUGCAAGGACUCUUCACCUUUUAACCGGCCUGGUUUUGACUUGAUGAUGAUUGUUUUCAAUCUGAAGCGCCAGCACUGAACGGCCCUUCUUCUUCCCCCCUCCCCUCCUUUACAGCAGUCGACAAAGAUGUCCACCACCAAAGUGCCCAUCUACCUGAAAAGAGGAAGCAGGAGGGGCAAGAAGGAGAAACUGCGAGACAUCCUCUCUUCAGACAUGAUCAGCCCACCACUAGGGGACUUCCGGCACACGAUUCAUAUUGGCAGCGGUGGGGAGAACGACAUGUUUGGUGACAUCUCAUUUCUCCAAGGGAAGUUCCACCUCCUGCCCAGGACAGAGGGCAACGUGAGUCCAGGUGGCACCAGCCAGUAUAUGGUGCCCUUCGAGUUCUCGAGGACCGCUACCAUCUCAGGUUACGAUCCGCCGCCUUCGGACAUCCCCUCCCCUCUCCUCAAAAACGCCAUCUCCCUGCCGGUCAUCGGUGGCUUGCAGGCGCUGACCCUGCCUUCUGCUCAAGCCCCGCCCAAACCGCCGCGCCUGCACCUCGACGACAAAGCCCAAGCCGCUCCCCAGACGAAUGACCUUGCGCUGAGUCCUCCCUGUGCUGUGUCUGCUAGGACUUCGGAACCCCUUGGCACCGCCAACGGCAAGUGCCCGGCCUCUGUGAAUGGGUUCUCAGGGGAAGAAAACAAAGACAAGGCUUUCAUGUCCCAUGCGGGCUCCCUGCUCUCCCUUCACGUGGACUUGGGCCCGUCAAUUUUGGACGACGUCCUGCAGGUGAUGGAGAAGCACCAGACAGCAGAUGUGGGUGCUCCGUUGCAGGAUUCUGGCAGACAGGAAAUCCUGACGUAAUGAGAAAGGCGGCCAGCGGAGGGGGACCUGUGACUUUGAAAGCGCAGCCUUUUUGUACAUAAGAGAAUGUUUUGCUGUUAAAUUGGGUGACUGGGGUGCGUGUGCAGGCAUGGAUGUGUGCACACACACCUGUGUGAGAUCCUUUGGUGCAGCUUCACUAGUAAUAUAAUUCCUCCCAGCUUUCAAAGAGCAUCUUGCAGAAUGCAGGCUUUCCUCCUUACAAUGCAGCACUCCGUUUCGACAAAAGCUGAGAUGGGUCCCUGUCUUGUGUGCUCUUGGCAGGCUCUACACACAUAAAAACACACCCUUCUACUGAAACUUGUAUUGGAAGCAAAGCAAUAAAUUAAUAAGCAUCUGUUAA
Podarcis raffonei (Aeolian wall lizard) is the source of this 2416-nucleotide messenger RNA. RefSeq names its product CDC42 effector protein 2 (gene CDC42EP2). The record is from RefSeq and is a predicted model, not a curated record. The coding region runs from base 1333 to 2055 and encodes 240 amino acids. Lineage: Eukaryota; Metazoa; Chordata; Lepidosauria; Squamata; Lacertidae. The transcript has 2 exons.